AUGCUUGACUUCCUGGGUGAGAAGAAUGGACGACCAGAAUCCAAAAUUUUCACCACACUUGGCACGCUCCCCGGCUACAUCGACCGUAACCAACCACCAACCAAGAAACUUCCGUGGAGAGCGAUCAACGAUGUCAGCUUUGUCAGGAGCGUCGAGAUGAUCCUGCCUGAAGAGUUGUACGAGCUCAUAUGGACCAAAAUCGAGCAGGAGUUGAAACCUGUUAAAUAUGCCAGGGUUAUCAUGAAGUUGGAAGAUGUGCUGGAUGGAGCUUUCUUCACUGAGUACAUUAAGAAAGGUAGUAUCCUCAUGCUGUCCGAGGGUCAACCGGGCGUAGACAAUGUCUUCUCCUUGCGAGAUGGUAUGCCUCCUCUGGGUGUCCAGUCCCAGAUCGUGAUGCCAGAGGCAUACGAGCGUGCCGGAUUGCAGGGUCAGCCAUGUCGGGGAGGCGGUAGAAAGCAUGUCAAAGCUCGAUACGUGGUCGAGGUCAACCUGAGACAGCCUUCGAUGCUGCAUGGAAAGAAGGGCUUCGAGCGUGUGGUAUGGGCAGCGAAGAACGUGCUGAACAGAUCAGUCACCUGGCUCUUCUACCAUCUAAGAAGUGCUGAUGAUAGCAAUUCAGUCGACCAUGUGCCGCCCAUCUCGAAGCAUCAUCCCACCAUGAUCGAUUUCACACCAAUAGGAAGGCACAACCCGGCUGUUCGAGUACCACAACUGAGGCUUGACGAUGUGAUCGAGGAUCAUACUACUUCCGAUGUGGGAGAGUGGACUCACGAUGUUGUUGAAUGGCUCGGUCUGAUGGCUCUUGAUUCUGCUAGGGUCAGGGAAAAAGAUAGCAUGGACUCUUAUUUGUGUAGGUGGACGUUUCCAUCAGGCACGACUGAGGAUGCAACAUCAGUUCGAGUAUUACAAUGGAAGGGCAUGGUUGAUCUAGGAUGGGUCACCCAGCUGCUCAUCAGUUGCAUCGGACCGCCCAGAAUCCCAACGGGCUGUCACGAGCUCUGUACAGCCUCGAAGCCGUUGCCCUCAACAGUUUGCUUGAUGGUGGAAGCCCAGGUUCUCGUUGGGGCCUCAUCCACUCACGCUACCAACCCACCCCUUUCGCCAGGAACCACAAAAAGGAGACUGACGCGCUUUAGUUUUCAAACCAAAAUUCUGCCGGUGGAUUCCUCCAGCACGUGGCUUGCCCUGACCGUUCAAGCUUACCCAACAGCCGCGGUUAACGCCAUAGAUGGCUACAGCAUUGUUCUCACGGCGGACGCCGACACCAUUGAGGUGGAGACAUCGAGAUCAAUAUCGGGAGAAUCAGCUGAACGAGAGCCGUCUACUCAUGCCACUAUCGAGGGCAAUGUGAAGGGUGCUAGCCAAGGAAGAAGAGGACUGGCAAAUUUUGCAUGUUUUCAAUAUUUCGACACUCUGACUGCUGGCACCCCUCAUCAACCCUCAGGUAUACCAAAUCCGAGCUCAUAUCAACCUGCUAUGUUUGCGAGCAGCAGCUCUCCUGAUGCCGGGAAUGACUUUGAACACACCAACACCAGACAGGGCAUCUACUGUCCCGAGCCACUCAACAACAACAUUGGCUUUAAUGCCCUCGGCGACCCCUUCUAUUUCGACUACACUUUCGCCGCCUCUUCCGCUCCCGCUCCCGCUCCCACUACUGCCCUGGCCAAGCAUCUCAGCGGCCUCCCAGACACCGACUUCAAUCUGGUCAAUCCCUUCACCCCCCUCGGUGCCACCAAUAGUUCCCUCUUGCCAGACGCCGGCAACCUCCAGCACCAGCCAAUUCCGCCACUAGCCUACCCUCCUCCUUAUCAGGCUUUUCCUCCAGGCCUGCAACAGCAACAACAAUACGCCAGCGUCCUCUCAAUGCCCACAGCGCUGCCACAACAACCACUCACCCGCCUUCGUCCCAAGUCCCUUCGCCUCCACCUCUUCCACCCCUACCAUCCGCAGACCACCACCCUGCCAACACCCCAGGCCACCCCCCAACACCACCAUGACCCCUACAACCUCCACCCCCACCCCCCCAAUCCCAAUCCCACCACCAUCACCACCACCGAACCCAAACCCCGCGCAAACACCCCCGCAGCCAGCCCCACACCUCGACGCAGCACCACGCCCACGCCUCCACUUCGGGCGCGCUCACCUUCCACACCACGGUCGGGCCGGCCCCCAACAACCCCUACCAAUCGCGCUCGUUCAGCAAGAAGGAGCGGAGGAAGGUGGCGCAGCCGCACGAGGCGUUCCUGCGGCGCUGGGGGUUCACCCUCGGCCGAGUAUGCGCGCAUCAGGCGCAGGGGCAAGGAUGGCGAGAGCGAGGAGCUGCCGGAGCGGAUGAGGAGGGAGUUGGGUUUGGGGAGGGUUUGA
Messenger RNA from Endocarpon pusillum Z07020, 2364 nucleotides. RefSeq lists its product as uncharacterized. The record is from RefSeq and is a predicted model, not a curated record. Gene Ontology annotation, cellular component: multimeric ribonuclease P complex; ribonuclease MRP complex. Gene Ontology annotation, biological process: tRNA 3'-end processing; tRNA 5'-leader removal; endonucleolytic cleavage in ITS1 to separate SSU-rRNA from 5.8S rRNA and LSU-rRNA from tricistronic rRNA transcript (SSU-rRNA, 5.8S rRNA, LSU-rRNA). Bases 1 to 2364 code for a protein of 787 amino acids. NCBI's taxonomy places the organism in Eukaryota, Fungi, Ascomycota, Eurotiomycetes, Verrucariales, Verrucariaceae. The transcript has 8 exons. Gene Ontology annotation, molecular function: ribonuclease MRP activity; ribonuclease P activity.